Ostrea edulis (European flat oyster) is the source of this 2589-nucleotide messenger RNA. Its product is annotated as coiled-coil domain-containing protein 105-like. NCBI's taxonomy places the organism in Eukaryota, Metazoa, Mollusca, Bivalvia, Ostreida, Ostreidae. The record is from RefSeq and is a predicted model, not a curated record. The coding region runs from base 209 to 1486 and encodes 425 amino acids. The transcript is spliced from 7 exons.
ACCCAAUGAAAUUUUACCCUGGUCUUCACCGGAAGUUUAUCACUAGGCCGGAAGUCAGCAGCGAUUGGUUUCCAACAGCAACGCCAAAGGGAAGACGACGCCAAUGUGUAAUCACCAGUACCUGCAUUAAUUAAAUAACUUGUGAAUAUACAAUUACGUGCGUUGUAAGGCAGCUUGUAUGACAGAUACUUGUAUUUAAAUCUUCAUCAUGUUGGGGAAUAAGGCUGCCACUACAAUUGGACCAGAAUCGUGGAGAAAUUCAACGCUGAAAGGAAUUAAACUAUCACAAACAAUUGUUCAAAAGAGUGAUAAAAGUUGUGAUGUUGGUAGAUCACUGGAUCCCCUUCCACAUCUCAGAGAUACUGUUGCACAGCUAAGUAAUGAUGAAAUUCAUAGAUAUUCAAGAGAAGUUAGGGUUAUUGUUGCUAAACUCCGCGAAAGUUUAUUGGACACAAAUGAAGAAAUAAAAUCCCUCACUAGAGGUAAAGAAGCUUUGGAGAAGGCAUUGGAACAUACAAGGAAAGAUAUUGCCCUGAAUAAAGACAGCCAAGAAGUACGGAUCUCUAGACCAGCCAGAGAAAGGGAACAUGAUGGUGCUGAUGAUUUGCUGAAUGCAGAGCGUGCCCAUUUAUUGAACUGCAAAAAAGCUCUGGAGGCCCAACUUCGUUCUGUUCAACAGCAACUUCAGGUUUUAGAUGCUGCCAGACGUCGUCUGUUUAACGUCCUGAAUGAGAGAUCUCGUGUGAUGGACUUACUAAACCACUCCCUCUCCUCCGCUAACAUUGGCAGUCAGAGUGCCCCCUCAGGGAUGGGUAGAAGCCGUACCUCCCUGGAUGGUCGCCUCUCAAGGUUACAUGAAAUGUCAGGUAAACUGGGAUUCAUGUCUCUAGGUCAACCUGACCCCCUGGGGCCAUAUACCCCUGAGGCUGACCAAGCCUUGGUGGAUUCGGAGGAGGCUCGUGCCCGCUCGGCUUACCUCAGGCGAGAGUUGAAAGAAGCCAUUGAUAGAACUGAAAAACUUCAGAAAGCUGCCCACAAGUCUGUCAAUGACGGCCUUACCCAGAAAGUGGCAGAGACCAUCACUCUCAAGCAACACCUUGGGGUUGGUUUGGGAGAGAAUCGUCAUGGUAUCCACCGAGCCCAGAGAUGGUACGAUGCCACAGAUAAGGCUCGAGGUUAUACUAUGGGCCCAGUUGCUUAUUCUGAUAUUUCAACCCGCGAGCGUUUGGAUCGUCCAAUGGUCAAGGUGUUCCAAAGACAUCCCGGAACUCAGUUACCAGAGGCUCAAGAGAUCAUCAGGAGUGGAGAUGGUCUGCUUCAGUCUCUAACAGCCACGAGUCGUAACAUUGGUCUCCUGAAACUGUCACAACUCCGCCUCCGUAACGACAUCAAAGGGAAAUCCAUGGCCUCUUCCGUGGAUGGCAGUAUCAUUCGUCUCCGUCGCAGGAAGUCCGAUCACAGAUGGACUCUGGGAGAAGCUUUUUAACAAUAUGGAUUAUUUUCCUUGAUAAGAAAAGUGUUAAUGAACUCUGGUGUUUAAAUUUUCCAGCAAUCUUGAUGCAAACUUAUUGUAAAUUUCAGUAAUUCAAACUGAAUUUUUUAUCUGAUCAUGUGCACAAUAUAUUUACUUUUCUGAAUUUUGAUAUUUUCUGCAUAGCUUAUGUGACCUGAAAAAUCAAGCACAAGAUGAGCAAGCCAUUGCAUGCGUUGUUGUUUUUUCAUUGGAUAAUUUUGGGUAAAUGUUUGUUAACAUAGUGAUUGUGUUUGCUUGUAGCAAAAACGAGCAAAGUAGAAAUCAGUAUUAUUAUAUGUACAAGUUAUUUAUGAAGCUUAUUUGCAUAUUAAUCGAGAUAGAUUUUUGAUAGUAUAUUUUUUGCUAGAUAUCUUCUCAUAUUUUGAAUUUUUUCAGAGAAGAAAAGUCGGCAUGUACAAUGAGUGAUCCCAGCAUAAUUUGAUAGUUUGUUGUAAUUCAAACAGAAUCUUUUAUAUUUCAGAGAGAGCAGUACUCACUUGAGUAUUAUGAACAGUAUUAUUAUAUAAUAAUGUAUUAUAUAUAUUAUGCAAAGUUUGCUCAAACUUGGUAUCUGGUAACCAUAGAUUUGACAACUACUGAAGGACAGAUCCACAAGUCCCCCAUCUGCUGAUCUGAUGCUUUGUUCACUGUCCAAACUUCACUGUGAUAUUUUGUUUUGUUUAUAUAUAUAUAUAUUUAAUAUGUUAAAAGUAAUUUAUUAUGGCAUUGUAUUUGUUUCCUUUAUCUCAUUUUUCGUAUAAUGAAUAAAUAAUAAAUCUUAAUUUUUUGAUUGAAAUCACAAAUGUUGGAUGGAUACAUCAAUUAAUAUUAUUUACAUAAUUAACUUGUGCAAAGGCUCGAAAAAGCAUGACUUGCCAUUUGUGUUUUCUAACAACCAUUUUUUGCUUACGACCCAUUUCUUUGUCAUAUAGUCUAUAAAUAUAUUUAUCAUUGUUUCAAUCAAAAUAUGGAAAAAGGUUUUAAAGUCUAUCAGAGGUUGAAUAUUUCAUAUAUCUCACUGCACAGUAUUUGUUAAUGUUUACAUGAGUGCUAUUAAAAAAAUUACCAAAAAAAAA